CGUCAGAGCCCGGCCUCCAAACAGAGAGCUGCUGCUUCUAUUAUGAAAACUCCUGAGAGAAAUGUUGUGUAAGCGGUUGGUCCAGGCCCUUACACAACACCACAUGGACAGAUAAGUGACUGAGCCUCCUCUAGACAUCCUUACAAACUGUUUUUGAUUUUAAAAAGUUUACCAGAAAGCAUGGCGAAGCGCAGAGAGAGCCAAGAAACAGCGGCCGAUACAAAGAAACCGAAGCAGGUGCUGAAGGCGAAGAGCAGCGCAGCAAAACCGAGAGCGAAGGAGAAAGAUGCAGAUAAUUUCAUCGUAGAGAAAGAGGAAAAGCUCGAGAGGAAGGUCAAACCUAAACCACGGUUGUCUUCAAAGCGAGCACCAGAGCAAACCUCAUCUUCCAAAUCCAGCACUAGCUCUGCUGUCAAAACCAGUAAAUACUUCCAGUCACCAGUGAAGGAGGAGAUCAAUAGUGAGGAGGACUUUGACAUGGAGACCUCACCGCCACCACCGAUGUUUAAAAAGAAACCUGAGAUAAAAGAAGAAGAGGAGGAGGACAGUGAGGAAGAUGAGGAUGACUGGGAGGAAGUGGAAGAACUGGCUGAACCGCUGGGACCAGUUGAACCCUCUGAACCUGUCCUUCCCUCUCAGCCGGUAGAAAUAGAGAUCGAGACCCCAGAAGUCAGGAAGAGGCAGAAGAGGCAGGCAGAGUUUGAGACCUACCUGAGGCGGAUGAUGAACCGAUACAAGAAGGACGUGUGGAUAGACACACACAAGGUCCACCUCAUGUGCCUGCUAGCCAGUGGGAUGUUUCGCAACAGACUGUGCAGUGAACCGGACCUGCUGGCCAUCACUUUGUCCCUGCUGCCGACCAGAUAUAGCAAUGUUGAAAAGGGAUGCAUCAACCUGAGCUACCUCUCUCUGCUGCUCAAAUGGUUCAGACAGACUUUCACCCUGAACCCCAGUCUUCCCUAUGAGGAGUGUCCGGACCCCCAGGCCCUCCUGGAAAGGCGGCUAGCCAGCCUCUCGGCCAGAAACCACCAGGAGUUGACUCAUCUUUUCCUGUUGAUCCUGAGAUCUCUGCAGCUCUUCUGCCGUUUGGUUUUGUCUUUGCAGCCGAUUCCUCUCAAACCUCCAUCAGCCAAGGGCAAAGCGGCUGGAACGUCUCCCCCAAAAAAGAGCCAGGAAAUGUCAAAGAGUAGCUCCCCGAAGGUCUCUCCUGGCACCAAGAGACCAGCUGAAGGGAGGAACAUCAAAGGAGGAAAGAAAGCCAAGAGGAAAGAAAAGAAGGAGGAGGAGGAGGAAGAAGAAGAGAAGUCUGUGUCAUCAGGAGGGCAGAAGCCAAAGAACUCAAAACGCCGCAGUGUCGCCUCUAAGGUCAGCUACAAGGAGGAGAGCAACAGUGAUGGGGAUGGUGAUGAGGAGGAGGAGAGGCUCAGCGAGGAAGAAUUUCAAGCAACCAGCGAGGAAGACAGUGAGGAUUCAGAGAGGGGGGUUAAAUCUACAAAGGGGAAGAAGACGAAAAGGAAGAGCGAGGCUAAAGGGAAAAACAGCAAAGGUAGUGUAGCUCCAAAGAGAAAGAGUGGAGGAGGGAAAAAACAGAUAAAAGACGAGGAGGAGGAAGAAGAUGAUGAAGAAGAAGGAAUAGUGAACAACGGAACAAAGAAAAGUGGGGAAAAGAAGGAAGGGCCUGGAGUGGACGAGUGGUUGGAGGUGUAUCUGGAGAAAACGUCGUCCUGGGUUUGCGUACAUGUGGAGAAAGGUGUUGGGAUGCCUCACCUCUGCUCUCAGAAUGCAACAGCUCCAGUGACAUAUGUGGUGUCGGUGGACGGGGAUGGCUUCCUGAAGGACUUGGGGAGGAAGUACGACCCCACCUGGAUGACAUCAUCCAGGAAGAGGCGGAUUGAUGACGAGUGGUGGAAGGAAACACUGGAGCCUUUCUUAGGACCCGAAGAUGAGAGGGACAUUAAAGAGGAGAAGGAACUCCAGAAUAAGCUCUUGAACAAACCCCUGCCGAUCUCUAUAGGGGAGUAUAAGAACCACCCGCUGUACGCCUUAAAGAGACACCUGCUCAAGUACGAAGCCAUCUAUCCUCCCACUGCCACCACACUGGGAUACUGCAGAGGAGAGCCAGUGUACUCACGGGAUUGUGUGCACACCCUCCACUCCAGAGACACUUGGCUGAAAGAAGCACGAACCGUCCGACUGGGCGAAGAGCCAUACAAGAUGGUGAAGGGCUUCUCUAAUCGCUCCCGUAAGGCCAGGAUGAUGGCUGAGCUGAAGGAGGAGAAUGACCUGCCUCUGUUCGGAGAAUGGCAAACUGAAGAGUACCAGCCGCCGAUAGCUGUGGAUGGGAAGGUUCCUCGUAAUGACUAUGGUAACGUCUACCUCUUCAAACCCUGCAUGUUGCCAGUCGGCUGUGUUCACCUCCAGCUGCCCAACCUGCACCGUGUGGCCAGAAAGUUGAACCUCGACGCCGCACCUGCAGUCACAGGAUUUGACUUCCAUGGAGGAUAUUCACACGCCGUGACUGAUGGCUACAUUGUGUGUGAGGAGCAUGAGGAGGUUCUCAGAGCAGCCUGGGUGGAAGAACAAGAGCUUCAGAAACAGAAGGAGAAAGAAAAAAAAGAAAAGAGGGCGAUCUCCAACUGGACUCUGCUGGUGAAGGGACUCCUGAUCAGAGAAAGGCUUAAACAGCGUUAUGGCAAGAAGACCCACGGAUUGGGAACCCUCGCUCAUGGAGACGAUGCUGGCGGGUUUUCGUCUGAUGAAGAUCUGGUUGAGGAUGGAAGCAACGGAUCUAAAACGGCGUCUGAGACUCUUGCAAUGUCCUGGCCUCAAAACAGACAAGCAGAAGAAGACGGCGGGAGCGGCAGCGGACUGAAAAAGAAGACAACGAAACGAGAGAAGAGGGGGCAGCAGCAGCAUUUAUUCCCUUUUGAGAAAGUGUGAGGUUAGGGAUUAAAAGUACACUGUUUUUCGUGCAGGUUUUGAUAAAACUCAUGUUGAUAACACGAAGUGCUUGACUGACUCUACCAACAACACCACAAACAAUACGGGCUAGUAUGAGAGUUGAUCAGAACGCGAGUGCAACAUGUGCGACCAGUAACUGCCAUGCGUCAGGAUGUUACAUGACGCUGUGCUUUCAACAUCUGGACAUGUUACGCAUGUUGUUGAAGCUACUAGUAGGUGUGUAUUUGCAAUUUCUCCAUGAGCUAGAGACUGGAGCAGAGAACAAAUGUCCCAUUUUGUGUCGGUCUGCAGUGGAGAUGAUCAAACUUUUAUGUCAAGAAUCGUCCCUGGCGACGAGAGCCGGGUCUGCAGCUACCCCAAGAGAAGAAACAGCAGUUUUAAGAGUGGAGAAGCUCACAGUUUCCAAAACCAGACAUGGUGUAUCAGGUGUGGAGCACUAGGAGCAUGCUCGUUGGUUUCUUCAACGUUCAUGUGAUUGUACAUCGGGGAAUUAUUCCUCCAGGGUCGGACUGUUAAGGCAGAUUUUAAAUGUAAUGUCAUUAGGGAGAACAUUCAGUGCAAGUGAUUAUGACUGUGGCACAUGCUGCAAUGCUCUGUGCAACUGGCGAUUUUUCAUUUUUUUUUGUCCACAACAAAAAAAUUAUGGCUCCCAUGUGCCUUCUGUGUUGUCCUAAAAGUGUAACUGGAGUUGAUGGUUCAUUUUGACGCAGUUUAAGAGGUUCAUUGUAGAUCGUUCUUGAUUUGUCUGCAUAGUGGGACUUCCAGAGACUGAUUGAAGCCUUGCUGAAGCACCGUAUUGCUGCACCAAAGAGACUACUUCAACUAGAAAUGCAGCCAAAUUUAAAUCAGGUGCAGUUUUAGAUUUUUCUUGGCAAACUGUCACAACUUUUUGGUCAACUCUCGUAUGGCUUGUAGCGACUGAAAACAAAAGCUUUUCAACAUUUCAAAGCUGCUACCACAGCCUCUUCACAGUGCACCGCUGUUUUUUUCAGUGCAUUACAUUCAACAGUUUCCUCAACCUUGCAAGUGCAUCAAAAGCUGCACACAAGCACAACCAAAUGGAGCAUAGACACUGCUGCUGACUAGACUGCUCUCCAUGUGACCUGACUGCCCAAAAGCAGAAAUGUGUAUUUUUGUUUUCAUUUUUAUUAGAAAACAUAUUAAGUCUUCCUCUUUUUUGUUGUUUGGCUUUUACACUGCUGGAGGUUCACUUCUUCCUGCUGUUUUCUGUAUUGUGUGUCACAUUCAGUGUCUUAUAUGUGUUUGAACACUGUAUUUCAAAUGAUAACAGCUUUUUUUUAUGGAACGUAUUUCUGCAAUAAAUGUAAAAGUGAGUCAAACACAGA
Amphiprion ocellaris (clown anemonefish) is the source of this 4307-nucleotide messenger RNA. RefSeq names its product xeroderma pigmentosum, complementation group C (gene xpc). The coding region runs from base 181 to 2940 and encodes 919 amino acids. Gene Ontology annotation, cellular component: cytoplasm; XPC complex; nucleus. The record is from RefSeq and is a predicted model, not a curated record. Gene Ontology annotation, biological process: mismatch repair; nucleotide-excision repair. Gene Ontology annotation, molecular function: single-stranded DNA binding; damaged DNA binding. Lineage: Eukaryota; Metazoa; Chordata; Actinopteri; Pomacentridae. The transcript is spliced from 14 exons.